CCAGUGACAAAAUCGCGGCAUCACUGACGAAAAAAAAGUCGGCGCUCGUUUUUAUUGGUGCAGCUCAAAUAGCUCCAAACUCACCAAUUGGUAUUAAAAAGCGAUUGCGAUGCCCGGGAUUACGACGACUAUUGAACAGUUUCAAGAAGUUGGGAAAUUGUAUUGUACGAUUGGUCGACGAAUACAAUACAUCGCAAACUUGUGCAAAAUGUUUCCGGCCAUUCGAUCGACGAACCAAAAGCGAUCGAUACAAAGUUUGUCAGCAUUGUAUUCCAAGUGAAGAUGAGUCAUCGCAAUGGAAUUUACCGAACGUGAUUAUCACCAUGAAAAGCAACCGAGUGUACCAACAAUUGCGUAAAUAUGCAGUUGAUUUUGUUAAUCGAUUGAAUGCAGCCAACCCAGAUCAUAUUCCAAUGGAUUCAGAUGGUUUAGUGUCAAAACUUCAAGUAUGUUUCAAAAACUGGCAACUAAACACUGGCAUUUGGAAAGAUGAUCGAGCUCCAUUUCAAUUGAAAACUGUUUGGCACCGGGAUAUCGUUGCAGCCAAGAACAUCAUGUACAAAGGUCUUUGUACGGUGUUGGGAUUGGAAAUUCAUCCGCAACUAUUGAGACCACAGAAUCAAAAUGCUGCCGUACAAAAUCAAGCAGCUGACGAUGAGGAUUCCAGUGACGAUGAGGACUACGUUUAUGUUCUCGAUGUUUCCGAUGACGACCAGUUUUAAUUACAUGUAGCAUUAAGAUUUCUUUUUAAAUAAUAUUAUUGUAACGUUUUGUUACUAUGCUGGGCUUGAGUUUUGUGGCCUUGACCGAAGUACGGGCAGUUCGGUAUAUAAAAUAACCCGU
This is a messenger RNA of Contarinia nasturtii (swede midge), 843 nucleotides long. RefSeq lists its product as uncharacterized. The record is from RefSeq and is a predicted model, not a curated record. The coding region runs from base 324 to 722 and encodes 132 amino acids. The transcript is spliced from 2 exons. NCBI's taxonomy places the organism in Eukaryota, Metazoa, Arthropoda, Insecta, Diptera, Cecidomyiidae.